Oncorhynchus masou masou (cherry salmon) is the source of this 4256-nucleotide messenger RNA. RefSeq names its product neurosecretory protein VGF-like. The record is from RefSeq and is a predicted model, not a curated record. Bases 1 to 2172 code for a protein of 723 amino acids. Gene Ontology annotation, molecular function: neuropeptide hormone activity. NCBI's taxonomy places the organism in Eukaryota, Metazoa, Chordata, Actinopteri, Salmoniformes, Salmonidae. The transcript has a single exon.
AUGACGCAGAGCCAAUUAGCCACAAGUGCCCUUAUCCUACUGGUCAUCCUGCUGGGACUCACCCUAACCCUUCCGUCUGCCACCUCCGUCCCUGUGCCGACUGAGAGACACAGCCCCAGCGACAGCCAUGCUCCUCCACCUCCUGGGCGUAGGCUACCAGAGGGAGAAAGGGAUGUGCAGGAAGGGAAGAAGGGCGGACUUCCACAGAGAGAGAGAGCAGAGGAGGUGGAAGAGGAGGGGGAGCUUUUCGGAGACAUGGAUCCCAAAACAUUAGCGGCCGUUCUGCUGGAGGCGAUGAAUAAGCAGCACGGGGAGAGGAUGAAUGGAGGCGUGGAGGAUGGGAGGAAGGAUGAGGAGAGAGGAGAGGAGGAGGAGAGGGAAAGUCAAGAGGAGAAGGGAGAGGAGGUGAGAGCUGCGUUGGAGGAGGGAGCGGACCGAGACAGGGACGGUCGAGAGGAACUCGAGUUGGUGAUGGCCGCCGCUGCAGAGCAGGGCACGGAGGAGCGACAGAGGGAGGAGGAGGAAGAGAGGAAGAGAGCACAGGAGGAGGAAGAAAGACUAACAGAGAAGGUGACUAGCCGUACUACCAGCCAGACUGUUCCUGUGAAGGAGAAACAACCUCCGACGGUAGAAGGAGGAGGGGAGGAGGUGGGAGGAAAGGAGGUAGGGGCCAGAGAGGAGGCGCAGAAGGGACCUCCCACCUCCCAGGAGAUCCAACAAGAGGAGCAGGAGCAGCUAAGCCCAGAGGAGGUGCAGAACCUCCAAACCAUGUUGGAGGAACUACAGAACUACAACACAGCCAACAAGAGAGAGAGGGAGUCCCAGGCCCAGGAGCAGAGAGAGAGGGAGAGCAGGGGCUACAACCAACAUGACACAGACCAAGCCCUGAUGGACAACCAGAUAAAACCUAAAGCGAAAGGUGGAUAUCCACUAGCCAUGUCGAAGAAGAAGCUCAAAUGGCAGGAGGAGACUCAGAAAGCCCUGAACAUGCCCACCUAUAGAGGUGGCAACUUCAUGGACCACUUUGACGACAAUCUGGCUCACCAAGCGGCUGAGGAUGAGGAGGAUGAUGAGGGAGACGAAGAUGAGGAGGAGGUGUUGAGCCCCCAGGAAGAGGAGAGGAGGGCGAAGGAGGAGCAGGAGGAGGUCAGAAGGCAGGCGAAGGAGGCGCAGAGGGCCAAAGCUGAGGAGGAGAAAUUGGCGGAUAUUGCCUCAGACAUGCUCCUGCAGUACAUGGUUAAACAGGACAAAGGGAAGUACUCCAACCAGAACAAGAAGACCCUGCUGUCUAACGCAGCCGAGGACAAGCGCUCCGAUGAGGAGGUGGUCAGUGAGGAUGACGAUAUUGAUCCUCAGACCAUCGAUAAGCUCAUCGAAAUCUCCAGUAAACUCCACCUCCCAGCAGACGACAUUGUCGACAUCAUCAGCGAUGUCGAGAAGAAGAAGAAGAAAGACACUCCUGAGAUGUUACCCUGGCAACGACCCCAGCAACGACCCCUAGUUCCCCCAGCAGCCCCCGCCCUCGACACCCAGCCUUCGGCCCCACGCAAUCCCACCCUGAAUCAGCCUUCUCCAGCCAUCAACCCCCUCAAGGCCUGGUUCAUGGACAUAUCCUCCUCAAAACAAGACCCAAACGUCUGGAUCAAACCGCGACACAAGUCCUUUCGGACCUCCUCCUCCAACUACCCUGCCUAUCCCUUCUACAAACAGAGGCCUUACCGAGGGUACUACCCCCUCUACUUCCCCCCUCCCAAGCCCAAACCUCGCUACUACGCCAAAUCCUCCCUCAAUGACCUCCUGUCGAAUUCUCUUGACUACGACUUUGACUUCCCUCCUAAGAGGAGGUACCGUCCCUGGGUACAACCCCGCCCAAGGAAUCCCCCCGUGGCUCUCCGGCAGAAGCUCUACUACCCCAAAUACCUCCUCCCCUCACACCCCCGGACAUACAACCACCUCCCCAUCCCCAUGGCCAAACCCCGGUCGUCGCCUCCCAGGGGUCAGGUUCAGCCUCGACGUCGGCAUGGUUACUAUUACCCAGCGCCUCUAGUGACCCGGGACCAAGAUUAUUAUGGGAUGCAGGGGUUGGGGCAGCAGCAGCAAGACAGUGACGAAGACCUGGAGAACUACAUUCAACAGGUCUUUAUGAAACCCAGACCCAGAAUGUAUCAGUGAAAGGAGAGGAGAGAAAGAAAGAAAGAAAGAAAGAAAGAAAGAGAGAAAGAGAGAACGAGAGAAAGAAAGAGAGAGAGAGAGAGAGAGAGAGAGAGAGAGAGAGAGAGAGAAAAAGAACGAGAGAGAGAGAGAAAGAAAGAAAGAGCGAGAGAGAGAGAGACAGACAGAGAGGGGAAAAAGGGAGAAAGAGGUAACAAUGGAAUGUAUAUUUUCCUCACCGCUUACUUUUGAUUUUGUUUUUGGGUUUGAGUCUCGUGACUUUUUACUGUUUAGCUUGAUUUUGGUCGAAAAGCAACACAAAAAUGUAAUUUAGCAGGCGGAGGGGUUGGCUUUCGUUCGCUGUAGAGUAUAAAACAAACUUGCAGAUAGAAGAGAGAUAUAUAGGAGGAGACAUCCAUUCAUUCCUCCACUUUGGAUGAUCACAUGAGAAACUGAGGGUCAUGGUCCAAAAUGACUUCAAGAGGGGCACAACAAAACCAACCGUGUAUAGAUCUAUAAAAGCUACAGAACUCCAAUAGAACUCCUGGAACAACGACUCUCACCAUGUCAUCAUGGAAUCCUGACGGAUAUGAGGGAGCAUCAGCAUCAUUCAGAGGACAUUAAACAUUGAGGGUGAUUCCCAGAUAGUACCCAAUUCCUUAUGUAGUGUAGAGUUCUAGGGGCCCUGGUCAAAAGUAGUGCACUACAUGGGUAAUAGGGUGCCAUUUAUGAAGCAGCCUGACAACCAUGUUGCCCUUCAUUCGAAACUUUAGAGUUUUGUAGGUGUUAAAAAAUACUCAGAUGUCAAGGUUUGGAUCCAAAAUGUGCAGUCAAACAUGUUUAUAUUCCGAAAGACUAGCCAUUGCUAUUGGAGCAGAGGCCCUAUCGAUAUUAAGCCUUACCAACAUGUGUGUGUUAGGUUUUAUUAUUAAAUGAGCAUUUACAUGAUCGUUCUAGUUAUACAUCGUUUGUAGAAAAUUAAACUUGUAAAAAAAGAUUGAAUUGCACCUUUUCAAGAACUCACAGAUAGAAGCAGUUCAUCUAAAGGACAGGAGGAAAAACCCACCUCCAUUGACACCCUUGGUAAGUUGCCAUAAUGCAGUCCAAGACUGUCAAUAUUGACCAAAUAUGUUUUAUUUUGUAUUUUUUUCCCAUUUGAGUGUUACUUGUCUGUUUUUAUCAAUUCUGUUUUUGUUUUUUUGUCAUAAUAUUUUUGCAUAUUGUUUGAUUUUAAUGUAAAUUGCCCUUCUGCAGACAAUUUCAUGAUUUUAUUUCUGUAUUUGUAAUGUACUUUAUUUAGAUUUUUUUUUUUUUACAAAGCAGUGCUAAGAUUGACAUAUUCAUACAUUCCAAAUAUUUGUAAGACAAAGUGAUUUUAAUGAAAAGAAGUUGAACAUCCAGUUUUAUAUUCCCUUAUUAUUAUGAAUUCCCCCUCGUCUUGCUGAAGGCGGUCAGCUUUGUUAAGGGGGUAGAAUUUAAUCGAUUGACGCUCUUGUGGGGAGUAAAAUGGGGUUGUGAUCUCAAUUCCACUCCAUCUCAAGUCGAUUCAGAGAAUGAAUUAGAAUAUUCGAUUCACAAAUAGAACAACGGUAUGGGGAUUUUUCAAUGAAACUGACUUGAGUUGGAAAGGAAUCUUCCCUCGCUCCCGAUGAAUGAGUGAUAUGAGAAGAGGGAAAAAACAAAAAAACUCUGUGCUACCAUAGAGAAACAAAUAUGGCUCUGUUUAUGACUUUAGAGGCUGCAGAGAGGACCUGGAUUCAGAAUCUCCUCGGUGUCACAGGAAAUCAAUAUCUAAUCACCUCCAAAUCCUUACUCAUUUAAUCUUGCCUUGGGAACCAAACCCCAACAAACUCCCAUUUUGUCACGUUUACCCCGCUCAAGUCUUGAACUAACCAUGUGGCAAUCUCAUAGCCGAGACAAGGGCGCAUCCCAUAAUGGAUCCCUAUUCCCUUCAUAGUGCAUUACUUUUGACCAGAGCUCCAUCGGCACUGGUCAAAAGUAGUGCACUGCACAAUAUAGUGAAAAGGGUACCAUUUGAGACGAAUCCAUACACAGCAUAGACAAUCUCAAAGUGAAACCAUUUUCAAUGUGACUGAUGCCACAGA